Nelumbo nucifera (sacred lotus) is the source of this 2472-nucleotide messenger RNA. Its product is annotated as low affinity sulfate transporter 3-like. The record is from RefSeq and is a predicted model, not a curated record. Gene Ontology annotation, cellular component: membrane. Lineage: Eukaryota; Viridiplantae; Streptophyta; Magnoliopsida; Proteales; Nelumbonaceae. Gene Ontology annotation, molecular function: secondary active sulfate transmembrane transporter activity. Gene Ontology annotation, biological process: sulfate transmembrane transport.
CAAGUAAGAAGUAUUCAGCCUUUCUCUCUCCGAACUUUCAUUUUCAUGGUGUAAGACUGAGUAAGCGAGUAAGCCUAACCAUUUCCGACUUGCAGAGUCAUGCCAUCCAUGCGCUUAGAAUCAACUUUUGCUUCUCUCAGACAAGCGGUUAGUACUUGAGAGAGAGAAAUCUCUCUCGGUUCUUCCAAACCCUUCAAACAACAACCAUGGGAUCAUUGGCCGCCGAUGAGACCUGUGGUGUCCAAGAGCAGCCCGACGUCGAGGACAGCAGCCGGGCUGUGAGGGCUCAGUGGGUGCUCAAUACUCCUGAGCCACCAGGUGCAUGGCGUGAGCUGAAGCAAACCGUUUUUCACAGAGCAAACAAGCUGCGUUCAUCUUGCAGCCAGAAAGGUGUUUCGAAAUGUGUACUCUCAGUUUUGAAGAACAUAUUUCCUAUUCUCCAUUGGGGUCGGAAUUAUAAGGCAACAAAGUUCAAGAAUGAUUUGAUGGCGGGUUUAACGCUUGCCAGCCUCAGCAUUCCACAGAGUAUUGGGUACGCAAGUCUAGCGAAGCUUGAUCCUCAAUAUGGCCUCUAUACAAGUGUCGUUCCGCCUCUGGUUUACUCUUUAAUGGGAAGCUCCAGAGAGAUAGCCAUCGGUCCGGUGGCCGUGGUCUCUAUGCUACUGUCGUCCUUGGUUCAGAAAGUAAUAGAUCCUGUGGCUGAUCCUACGGCUUACAGAAACUUUGUGAUCACUGUGACCUUCUUCGCCGGUUUCUUUCAAGCUGUUUUUGGGCUGUUCAGGUUGGGCUUUCUUGUCGAUUUCCUCUCGCAUGCUGCCAUCGUUGGGUUCAUGGCAGGUGCUGCAAUUGUUAUAGGAUUGCAGCAACUGAAGGGGCUUCUUGGAAUCGAUCACUUUACAAAUAAAACUGAUGUGAUCUCUGUCAUGCAGGCGGUUUUGAGGUCACUUCAUCACCCAUGGAGCCCCCUUAAUUUUGUUCUCGGGUGUUCAUUCCUGAUUUUCAUCCUAGCCAUGAGAUUUGUGGGCAGAAAAAACAGGAAACUCUUUUGGGUACCAGCUCUUGCUCCUCUCAUAUCUGUCGUAUUGUCCACGCUUAUAGUCUUCGUCACGAGAGCGGAUAAACAUGGAGUUAAGAUUAUAAAACACCUCGAAGGAGGAAUUAAUCCAAGMUCGGUGAAGGAGAUAGAGCUCAACGGCCCACACGUUGGAGAAGCGGCCAAAAUUGGGUUAAUUUCUGCCAUCAUUGCUCUCACGGAAGCCAUUGCGGUUGGGAGAUCGUUUGCAUCAGUAAGAGGAUACCAACUUGAUGGAAAUAAAGAGAUGGUAGCCAUGGGAGUCAUGAACAUUGCAGGCUCUCUAACUUCUUGUUAUGUAGCCACUGGUUCGUUCUCACGCACGGCCGUCAAUUUCAGCGCGGGCUGCCAAACAGUGGUCUCAAACAUAGUAAUGGCCAUUGCGGUGUUGGUCGCACUGCAGAUACUGACUACUCUCCUAUAUUUCACGCCUAUCGCCAUCCUUGCUUCAAUUAUUCUUUCCGCCCUUCCUGGCCUCAUUGACUUCAACGAAGCCUAUAACAUCUGGAAGGUCGAUAAACUGGAUUUCCUCUCUUGCAUUGGAGCGUUCUUCGGGGUCUUGUUUGGAUCCGUCGAGAUCGGCCUUCUCGUUGCGGUAACCAUUUCAUUUGGAAAGGUGAUACUAAAUGCCAUUCGACCAAGCAUGGAAUUCCUGGGACAGCUCCCUGGAACUGAUAUUUUCUGUAGCACCAAUCAGUAUCCCAUGGCUGUCAAGAUUUCAGGCACCUUGAUAAUUCGUAUUCACUCUUCCUACUUUUGUUUUGCCAAUGCCAAUUUCAUCCGAGAAAGGAUAAUGAGGUGGGUUAAAGAAGAUAGUGAAGAAGGAGAAGAGGAAGUUAAUGGAAAUACGAAAAUGAGGGCUCAAGUACUAAUACUUGACAUGUCAAACUUGAUGAACAUUGACACGUCAGGAAUCAUUGCAUUAGAAGAGCUUCAUAAGGAGUUGGUUUCUCGUGGUAUAGAGUUAGCCAUAGCGAACCCUUGCUGGAACAUUAUUCACAAGCUAAAGUUAGCCAAGUUUGUGGAUAAAAUUGGAGGAGGAUCCUUCUUCCUUACCAUUGGUGAAGCUGUGAAUACAUGUCUUGGGUCGAAGAUGGUUAAUCUUAAGAUUUAGCUUCUAGGGGACAAACUUCUAGUUACCAAAAAAAAUAAAAAAUGCUGAAGUACUCUAAUUUUCGCAGUGGGUGUGUGUACGCACUCGCGUGCAAGUAUGUAUUUAGUAUUUACCUAUAUAUGUUUAAGCCUACAAGGGUAAGGCAGGAGGGUGACUGUUUGGACGUUGGAUCACAUCCCUUACCAUGUAUACCAAGGAAUGCAACAAACCAAAAUAAUAAGUUGUACUUUAUAUAUUAAAACUUCGGACUUGGUUGUACUAAGCAAUGCUCGUCUGCUUCUAUUUC